CUUCGAAUCCUUCCAUUGACAUCCGCGCACCACCACCGCCCUCUCAGGGAAAUUCCUCCUCCAUUCACAUAUUCCGGGAGCCUGCCUAUUCCAUCGACUAUUUCCCCCUGACAAUCCCCGUACUUGAGCCUCCCCGUCACGUUCUUGGCAUCGUCAUACCCUCCCGAUCCGCUCGCUCGCUCCCCACCACCACCCACGAUUUCCCAUCCACACACCACACCCCCCAACAGAACGUGCUCUACAGUACACACACACAUCCCAACCACCAUGAAGGACAAAAACGGCUGGGACGGAAAGCUCCGCGUGGAGCCAAAAGCCACUAUCACGAAUCCAGAGGCCCUGGAAGACCCGGAUUACUCGGAUUCGGAUGCGCCACCGGUCGAGGAAAUUGAGGCCGAUGAGGAUUUACUAGAGGAUGAGGAUCCGGAUGCAGAGGAAAUCGACCUCGUUCAUUGUCGCAUAGGUUCGAUCCCGGCGUUACGGUUGGAAAGAUUCCCCAAGGUGCAGAAAUUAUGCCUUCGACAGAAUCAGAUCUCGCGAAUCGAUUUCCCCACGAGUGUCGCCAAGUCGUUGACGGAACUUGAUCUCUACGAUAACUUGAUAUCGCAUGUGAAGGGGCUGGAUGAGUUUGAGAACUUGACCAGCUUGGAUCUCAGCUUCAAUAAGAUUAAGCAUAUCAAGAAUAUUGCGCAUUUGGUCAAGUUGACGGAUCUGUACUUUGUGCAGAAUAAGAUCUCGAGGAUAGAGGGUGUGGAGACGUUUACGGCGUUGAGGAAUUUGGAGUUGGGGGCGAAUAGAAUUAGGGAGAUUGAGAAUCUUGGUCAGCUGAAGGCGCUGGAGGAGCUGUGGUUGGGGAAGAAUAAGAUUACGGAGUUGAAGAACCUCGACGGCCUCUCCAACCUGCGCAUCCUCUCCAUCCAGUCGAACCGUCUCACGAGUAUCAGCGGCCUGGCGAAUCUGAAGAACCUGGAAGAACUCUACGUCUCUCAUAAUGCGAUCACUGAGCUGAGUGGGCUCGAGGAGAACACGUCGCUGCGCGUGCUGGACUUCUCCAACAAUCAGGUCUCCAAGCUGGAGCAUCUGUCGCAUCUGAAGAACCUGGAGGAACUGUGGGCGUCCAACAACCAGCUUUCGAGCUUCGAUGAGGUGGAGCGCCAACUCCGCGACAAGGAGAAGCUGCAGACGGUAUACUUCGAAGGCAACCCGCUGCAGAUGAAGGCGCCGGCUUUGUAUCGGAAUAAGGUGCGGUUGGCGAUACCGCAUAUCAUGCAGGUCGACGCGACCUAUAUCCGCGUGGCCUAGGUCAGCGAGAAGAGGCCAUUGACAGCAGCAGCAUAGCGCUUAAUCUUCAUCUUCCCGAUCGAUAGCACUUACCUACCUACUAGAAUUACGAUAUACGAAGCAACGUAACGUACUAUACACCCAAACCCAACCCAUAAUAUACAUCCAUCCAU
Messenger RNA from Aspergillus sclerotioniger CBS 115572, 1454 nucleotides. Its product is annotated as putative protein phosphatase PP1 regulatory subunit Sds22. Bases 268 to 1302 code for a protein of 344 amino acids. NCBI's taxonomy places the organism in Eukaryota, Fungi, Ascomycota, Eurotiomycetes, Eurotiales, Aspergillaceae. The record is from RefSeq and is a predicted model, not a curated record. The transcript has 7 exons. Gene Ontology annotation, molecular function: protein binding.